UGAGUGGUGCUGGGUGUGGAGUUUGGAGAGCGUGCUGGAGCUAAAUAAAGCCGCUGUGGGAGGAUGCAGUGGGAGGAUCAUGGUGAUGUUUGAAGACUUUCCAAACUCCAGCACUUUUACUCCGCCAUGCGUGUGUGUGUUUGUGUGAGUAUCAGGAUCACGCACUGAUGUAGGAGAGAGCGCGCGCGCAUUCUCACACACACACACACACACACACAACGGAACGGAACGCCGAGCGCGCGCGCUGAGCGAUGAACCUGGACCGGAACUGUAACGUGGUUCAGAGUGUGGUGGGAUCCCGGAGCUGCGCGCUGUUCCGCGGCCACUGGCAGCCCACGCUCACCUACUGGAGCGCCUUCUUCAGCUUCGGCCUGUGCCUGGCCCUGCUCGGACCCACCGUGCUCGACCUGCGCUGCCAGACGCGCUCCAGCCUGCAGCAGGUCACACUCGCCUUCUUCGCGCAGCAGUUCUGCCUGUUCGUGGGAAGCUUCGUGGGCGGUUUCUUCAGCAAGUCACUUUGCUCCUCUUUGUCGUCCCUCGCUGCCUCCACACUCAUCAUCUCUGUGGUGUUCGCCUUCAUCCCGCUAUGCAGCAAUCUGCUGAUGCUGGUCUCUGCCAUGGCUGUCACAGGCCUGGCCAUGGGCAUCAUCGAUACCAUCUCCAACCUGCAGCUGGUGAAGCUCUACCAGAAAGACUCAGCUGUCUUCCUCCAGGUGCUCCACUUCUUCAUCGGUCUGGGUGCCUUGUUGAGCCCUCUCAUCGCUGACCCGUUUCUGUCCGAAACCGACUGCAUCUUAGGAAACACCACCAUCAAUACAUCAUCCACUAUGAGGCACUUGAGGAACACACUGUCUGGCAGACACCUGCAUAACGUGUCCCACAUUACCAUGCACACCGAAGGCGAAGUGGUCACCAACGUCUCCUACGCCUUCUGGAUCAUGGCCUUCGUCAAUCUUCCUGUUCCUAUCGCUGUCCUGGUUCUGAUGUAUCGGGAGCAGCUGCUUCCGUGUUGCCCCGAGCCUAGUCCUCGUCUCCUGGGUGCAGUAAAGAUGCAGAGGAACUCGGAGCAGGCUGACGUGGGCACAACCGAGCUGCAGGAACCGACAGGCCACAUGGACAUGCUAAACUGCCAUAACCUCAGCAAGCUCAAAGGACUUCCUCCAUCGUUCUUCGGGCUCCACGUCUUUGGAGGGAUGGUGCUUUUCUUUUCCGAUGGAAUAGUGGGGUCCUACACAGGCUUCGUUUACACCUAUGCCGUGGCUCCACCCAUGGCUCUGCCGCACAAGAUGGCGGGUUACCUGACCAGCGUGUUCUGGGCAGCCAUCACGGUGGGACGUCUGGCUUCCAUCCCGCUGUCUUACCGCGUCAAACCAGUUCACUUGCUCAUGUUUAACCAGGUGGGAGUGAUAGUGACCCAGUUGCUUCUGCUCAUCCUCUACAAAAACAGUGCCUUCCUGUUUGUCGGUACCUGCUUCCUGGGUCUGUUCAUCAGCAGCAUUUAUCCGUGUAUGCUAGCUUUCACGGAAGACCUCCUUGACUACAAAGGUUGUGCCACUACGGUGCUCGUGACCUCCGCUGGACUGGGAGAGAUGCUUCUGCAAUUGCUGGUGGGAUCGGUGAUCAACACACACGGCAGUUACAGCUUCAUGUUGUUUGGGAUGAUCUUCGGCUGCAUGGGCUUCACGCUCUUCCUGGCACUGCUUUUAGUUCAACACAGACACAAAAAGUAUUUAGCAGCUGCUUCCACGGCCAGCGCUGUAGCAGAAAGAUCCGAAGCUGAACACUGACCGGCUCGCUGACUCGCGGCACUACAAAAGGCGUAGUCAGACCGAACGGGACGGUCGGGUUCUGAGACCAGCAGUGAAGAGGACGAGACCAGACCGAGAAAGGAUCCUCCUCAAUGCCUGGACCUUUUACAGAACUGUAGAUCCACCAAGACCAACGCUGAUUCGUGGUUGAUGGUGUUUAUAGAGCAGUAGAUGUAAGGUGGUGUACGUCUGGGGAAAUCGGGGCUUUCUCUUCAGAUUCUGCUGCAGUUGCUGCCAAAGGGAGGGGAAAACCUUCCAGGUUCCUCCUGUUUGGACGUGUCAGGUAUGUGAGUUGGGCUAAGACUUGUUUCUGAUUCUUCUGAAAACCUACGUUUCUACCGUCGCUGAUUCCUUCUGAUGUUUGUAAACUGAUCUCUUGAGCUGGAAAGAAUUAAACCGUCUAAAUGAACAAAUUCAGCAUCAAACAUGACGUUUUUUAUUUGAAGGGGAAAACCAGGAUGAGGAGGAGGAUGAUUGUAUUUUUGUGGUUUAUUAGAUGACGAUGCCAUUGUUAAUCACUGCUUGAUAAAAAGGUUAAAUGAUUCUAACGUCCAGCAAUGUGGCAAUUCAACUCGGAUGGGUCAGUGUAAGUUCUUGCGGUGUGUUUGAGUAGAAUAUAAAGCUUGUGGAUAGUCCCCUUUCUUUUUCUUUUACAGGAUUUCCAAAGAUUUCCCAGAAAGUGUUCCUUUUGCAACAUGAUGCACUGGGAACUAGCGCAGUUUAAGUAUGAAAGUAUGACAUUUUGGUUACUAUCAUGAAAUUCUAUUUUAUUUUUUUAUUUUUUUUUUGCUGUCCAGUUCUUGCCUCUGAUUGGUCAGAGCAAACAUUUUAAUAGUAGCAGCAUACACACACACUUCA
Molecule: messenger RNA, 2666 nt
Organism: Hemibagrus wyckioides
Lineage: Eukaryota; Metazoa; Chordata; Actinopteri; Siluriformes; Bagridae
Gene: slc60a1a
Product: major facilitator superfamily domain containing 4Aa
Exons: 10
Coding region: 252-1787 (511 amino acids)
Source: RefSeq, a predicted model, not a curated record